AUGGAUACUUUGUCAUCCACUCGUGGCUACAAGGAUAGAGACAGCUACUUUAACGGCAUACAAGAUGCUGACGUAGCCAAGAUGUCGACGCCACUACCGAAGCCGUACCAAAUCAAGUCACCGCUGCUACGCGAAUGCAUGGCCGAGUUUCUCGGCACCAUGGUGCUCAUCAUGUUCGGUGACGGAGUCGUGGCUCAGGUUGUGCUUAGCGAGGGCAGCAGGGGUGACUACUUCAGUAUCAACCUGUGCUGGGGACUUGGCGUUCUCUUUGGCAUCCACGUAUCAGGAGGCAUCUCGGGCGCCCACCUGAAUCCUGCAGUGACGACGACCCUCGCCCUCUUCGGUCGUUUCGAGAGGCGCAAAGUGAUUCCAUAUAUCACCGCGCAGGUAUUGGGAGCUUUCGUAGCUGCCUUUAUUGUGUGGGCCGUCUACAGCCCCAUGAUUCAUAAAAUGGAUCCGAGCAAGCAAUCGACUGGAAGCAUCUUUGCCACGUACCCGUACAGCAGCGACGUUCCGGUUAGUACCUGUUUUUUGACGGAAAUGGUCGGUACGGCUUUGCUAUUGGGAGGUAUCUUUGCUCUGGGUGACCAGUUGAACAAGCCUGCGAGUCCAGACGCCCAGCCUGUAGCUGUGGCUUUGUUGGUGGUGGCAAUCGGUAUGGCGUUCGGCAUGAACUCGGGUUAUGCCAUCAAUCCGGCACGCGACUUUGGCCCGCGACUCUUCUCGUUAUGUGCUGGCUGGGGCUCAAGUGUCUUCACUCUUCGGGACUACUACUUUUGGGUACCGAUUGUAGGCCCCAUUCUAGGUGGCGCGAUUGGUGGCGGUAUAUACGUUGGAAUGGUAGAGCACCACCACCCGUGCGAGAACAAGCACCCGCUCGACACUUAA
Peronospora farinosa is the source of this 888-nucleotide messenger RNA. NCBI's taxonomy places the organism in Eukaryota, Oomycota, Peronosporomycetes, Peronosporales, Peronosporaceae. The record is from the annotation of a GenBank genome assembly.